This is a messenger RNA of Cuscuta epithymum, 1719 nucleotides long. The record is from the annotation of a GenBank genome assembly. Lineage: Eukaryota; Viridiplantae; Streptophyta; Magnoliopsida; Solanales; Convolvulaceae.
UUGGUACAAAAAACAGUACACGUAAUUGUGUGUAUAAUCUGCAUCAAUCUUUGCUGAUUGAUUGGGUUUGAGUUUUCAUAACUCAUCUCCUUCACGGAAGUCUUUCCAAGAAGUCAUAACGGAAAAAUUAUUGUAACGUAUUUAUCUCAAAAAUAUGAUUUUGGGGCUAUAAAUCUGGAACGUCUCCUGAGUUUCUACACCUCGUCGAUUAGUUUUCUUUAAGGACCAGUGUUCUGUUUGUCUGAAAUGGACUUCUAAAUUCACGAAAUCUGUAAAUAAAAUCAUUAACUAUUGGCGGGUGCAUUGAAUAUUGAACUGUCACCUAAUUCUUAGAGCUAGGAAAGAAGUGAGGGAAGUUAUGUUUUUGGUUUGUUUCACGAGAAUUUUGUUGGUCACAAGAAAGUUGUCAAAGAGAAAGCUCUGAUUCUCAAAUGGUGCAGUUAUUGUUGCGCCUUAAUAAGUUAUUGCGUAGCAGGUGUUUGUGUUUUGUCUGCUUAGAACUAGUAUAUGCUGUGUCAUAACAAACCACAGGGAAAUCUUUCCUCUGCCUUAUUCACACCUACAUUGCAUUCUUGAAAUGGAUCAUUCUAGAGUACAAGUGGACCUGAAAGAAGGAGUAGAAAUUACCAAAGAUAAGAAUGGAAUUGGCCAAGUUCUGCUUCAUAAUUCCAGGGGAGCAUCAGCUCGAGUAAGCCUUCAUGGAGGACAAGUCCUUUCAUGGAAGACUGCCCAUGGUGAUGAACUAUUAUUCACCAGUAGCAAGGCGAUCUUUAAGCCACCAAGAGCCGUGAGAGGUGGAAUUCCUAUUUGUUUCCCACAGUUUGGGAACCGAGGUUCCCUGGAGGAUCAUGGAUUUGCCAGAAACAGGAUGUGGGUCAUUGAUGAACAUUCUCCACCACUACACCCCAAUGACUCUAGUGGAAAGGCAUUUAUUGACUUGCUAUUUAAACCCUCUAAGGAUGAUCUUAAAGUUUGGCCUCAUGGAUUUGAAUUUCGCCUUAGAGUUGCCAUGACAGGUGAUGGCUCACUCAUUUUGAUCUCCCGUGUGAGGAAUGUCAACUGCAAGCCGUUUAGUUUCUCAUUCGCCUUCCUCUCCUACUUUUUAGUAUCUGAUAUCAGUGAAGUAAGAUUGGAGGGUGUAGAGACUCUUGAUUAUCUUGACAACCUCCGCAACAGAGAACGCUUCACAGAACAGGGUGAUGCAUUGACAUUUGAAUCUGAGGUGGACCGAGUUUAUCUAAGUUGUUCAGAUGUGAUUGCUCUCUUUGAUCAUGAGAAGAAGCGGACUAUCUUUAUCAGGAAGCAAGGGCUGCCAGAUGUAGUUGUCUGGAAUCCAUGGGAAAAGAAAUCAAGAACCAUAGUUGAUUUUGGAGAUGAAGAGUACAAACAGAUGGUGUGUGUGAAUGGAGCAGCAAUUGAGAAGCCAAUCGUGUUGAAGCCAGGCGAGGAAUGGACUGGACGUGUGGAGUUAGCCAUUUCAUUUACAACAAUCUGAUCACCAUCAACUGUUAUUUUGCUUGCAGUUAGCGUGUUUUAUCACUUUUAUGUAUCUAUCAUUGCCAUUGAGGUGAUAUUAUGAGUGAAAAUGGGAUGUCUUUUAGUUGUGAUCCCUAGAAUUCUUGUAUCCAUAAAAACUUUAAUUCUUAAGCUGAUGAUUUUUUCGUUCUUUUUGAGUUGCAAGAACGAAAUUAGGAUUUAAUACGGAUUCAAAGACCAGAA